Phoenix dactylifera (date palm) is the source of this 1650-nucleotide messenger RNA. Its product is annotated as putative serine/threonine-protein kinase PBL7. Gene Ontology annotation, biological process: protein phosphorylation. The record is from RefSeq and is a predicted model, not a curated record. Lineage: Eukaryota; Viridiplantae; Streptophyta; Magnoliopsida; Arecales; Arecaceae. Gene Ontology annotation, molecular function: protein kinase activity; ATP binding.
UCCACAACCUACUCUCUCUCUCCCUUGUAGGUCUUUCCCCCCAGACCCUCGUUUGGCCACUGGUUAAUGGAUAUUGAUUGUUUGAGGGCUGUUUGGGGGUGGCUUCUACUUCUAGGUCCAGAGUUUGCAGGCUGCAUGGCAACAAAUGGAGGCUCAAGGAGAUCACCUGUCUCGCUGUUUUGGUUCCUCCUCUUCCUCUGCUUGCUUCUUCUGGCUCACCCAUCAGGGAAGCUAAAGUUCUCCUUGGCUCCAUUCUCUACUCGGCAGCUCCUCUCUUCCUCGAGAUCUCGGUCCAUGGAAUUACGUCCACAGGCCCCCGCGCUACCUGGCCAAUCCAAAGCAAACGAACAUGAAGUCCCCAGUGGCCCCAACCCCAUCUCCAACAGAAUAAGCUCCUCUAGAGGCAUGGAAUCGCAUAGGUUGAUGGGAGAAAAGAGCAGUAGAUCAGAAGAUACAACUACUGCAAAUAUUUCUGCACGAACUUUUUCCUUAGAGGAGCUAGCUUUGGCUACUAGUAAUUUCUCUCCUGAUUCGAUUUUACGUGAAGGAAGUCACUUUAGAGUUUACAAAGGGAUCCUUCACCAGAAUUCCCAGCUUGUGGCCGUGAAGCAGCUAGACUUGAACUACUCACAGAGCAACCGAGACUUCCUUGUCGAAGUCCUCAUGCUCAGCCUUCUCCACCAUCGAAAUCUCAUGUCUGUAGUUGGGUAUUGUUCUGAAGGAAGUCAUAGGCUCAUAGUCUAUGAAUUUUCUCCACUGGGUUCCCUUGAGGACCACUUGCUCGGUGUUGGGCGAUGCCAGAAACCACUGGAUUGGAAUACUAGAAUCAAAAUAGCUAUAGGUGUUGCUCGAGGGUUGGAGUAUUUGCACAACAAGGCCAACCCACCUGUGAUACACCGUGAUCUGACGCCAUCAAACAUUCUCCUGGAUGAGGAUUUUAAUCCCAGACUCUCUAAUCUCGGGCUUGCCAAGCUGGGGCCUGUCGGGGAUAAAUCCCAUAUCUCCACAAGGGUGGUGGGGACUUGGGGUUAUAUUGCACCAGAGUAUGCAAGAACUGGACAGCUAUCGGUGAAGUCGGAUGUUUACAGCUUUGGAGUAGUUCUGCUUGAGCUCGUGAGAGGCAGAAGAGCUGAAGACAUUCUUGACAUGAACGAGGAAAAGGGUCUAGCUUCUUGGGUUCAUGCGAUGCGCGAAGACCUGAACAGGUUGCCAGGCAUGGCGGAUCCACUACUUCAAGGGAACUAUCCAAUGACAGGUCUGGACCGAGUCGCCUCGAUCGCCGCCAUGUGUCUCCAGGAGGAGGUAGCUGAUCGUCCAUCAAUUGGCGAUGUUGUCGAUGCUCUCAGCUCCAUUGUAGCGUUUUCAACUGAACUCCAUGAGCCCUCAGCAGCUUCAGUGACUUCUUCGCUCUGUCAUUGAUCAGCAUGUGAAGACAGUGCAGAAGAAAACCAAACUUGCUGCCAAGGAGAUUGCUGAAUAUUAUGGACUACCUGAUGUGUGGAAAGAACAAGCUUUUUCCUAUUUUCUACAGCAUAUUUUUGUGUGUUAAUUGUCUGAUAUGUUGCAUGUUCAAUAUGCAACUAAAUCUAUGAUUACCUCUAAGGAUGAUGCCCUUUUUAUUUUGUGUGAGAAAAUUAGGAUGAAAUCCUA